This is a messenger RNA of Tyto alba (common barn owl), 1567 nucleotides long. It is a transcript of the gene MARCKSL1, whose product is annotated as MARCKS like 1. The record is from RefSeq and is a predicted model, not a curated record. Gene Ontology annotation, molecular function: actin filament binding; calmodulin binding. The coding region runs from base 85 to 786 and encodes 233 amino acids. Gene Ontology annotation, biological process: central nervous system development; actin filament organization. The transcript is spliced from 2 exons. NCBI's taxonomy places the organism in Eukaryota, Metazoa, Chordata, Aves, Strigiformes, Tytonidae. Gene Ontology annotation, cellular component: plasma membrane; cytoplasm.
CGGUGGGCUCUCCCCACUCCCUUUCGGCGCCGCUCGCCAGCCGAGCGCAGCCGCCGCGGCGGGGUCCGCCCGAGGUGCCGCACCAUGGGCAGCCAGGGCUCUAAGGCGGCCAAGGCGGAGGGCAGCGCCCCGCCGACCGCUCACGCCGCCGCCACCGAGCCCGCCAAGGCCAACGGGCAGGAGAACGGCCAUUUGAGGCUCAACGGGGACAUGACGGCCAAGGCGGGCGGCGAGGCGGCACCCCUGAACGGGAACGGCUCGGCUGAACCCCUCAAGGAGGAGAGCAAGGGCGAGCCGGGCGGAGGGGACGCCAUCGAGCCCGCGCCCCCCGCCGAAGGGGGGGAUGCUAAACCCGAAGGUGCCGCAGCCCCCAAGGACACCCCCAAGAAGAAGAAGAAGUUCUCGUUCAAGAAAUCCUUCAAGCUGAGCGGGAUCUCGUUUAGGAAGAACAAGAAAGAAGCCGGGGACUCCUCUGGGUCCUCGCCCACGGAAGACCAAGGCAAGGCGGAGGAGACCCCCGCUUGCUCGGCCGGCGGGACCGAGCCGUCGGCUCCCCCCGAGGAGGGGACAGCGGGGGAGCAGGGCAGCCCCGGGGAGAGCAGCCCCGCUGCGGGUGGGCAGCAGGGAGCUGAGCCCAAGAGGGAGGCUGUAGAAGCAGGGGGAAGCAAGGAGGGAGAGAAGCAGCAGGCGGGGGAAAGCCACGGGGAUACAGCCAAACCAGAGGAGCCCUCAAAACCUGCGGGGCCUGAGCCUACAACAACUCCAGCGGAGCAGAAGGAAGAGUAGAGCCCACUUGGCACAGUCCUAACUUAAGACUCUUAAACGCCAUCCUCUCCAUCCCGGUAACACCACGGACUCGCUGCCUUGCCCACACACCUCCCUGUCCCACCCAGAACUGACGACGCUUUCUAAAACCAACCACCCCCCCCCUCCAGUUAUUUCUUCCCCCUUCCUGUUAGAAAGCCGGUUCGGAUUCCCACCGUCACCACCUACUUGGAGUAGUUUUACCUGAAUCCUUUAAAACUGUGGAGGAAGACUAUCCUGGACAUAACUGGAAUUUACAGUUUGUAAGAACCCAGAUCUCUCGCCCUGCUCUGGUCUCUCUGCUGGCCUCCUGACUGUCCCCACUCUCCUCCCGGCAGCCUUCGAAGCCCAGCAAGCCAGUGACUGUUCAAUGGAUUUUGUUUUGUUUUUUUCUCAGUUUACAUUCCUGGUUCUGACUUCAUUUAAAGUAUUUUGUGCUUUUUAUAGAAAUCAAUGGUUUAAAAGCUAAUCUGGUUAGUUUUUUACAAUGUCUUACUAUUGGCUUAAAACCAUAAAGCUUGUAAGUCCGCUGUGUUUAAUUCUGCUUCUAAGGGAUAACUUUUAGGGUGUGGGGUGGAGGGAGGGGGCCUGCCAGCUGUAUAAUGUGAAGCAACAUUGUUUUCUCUGUAAAUAAUUUUUUAAUGGCCAAAACACUUGAUUUGCAAUUUUCUAACUUCUAAAAAAAAAAAAAAAAAAAAGCUGUAUGGGCUUUCUUGUAACAUUUGAAAGGAAUAAAUGGUGACCCCUUUAUGGGUGAGCUUGA